UGAAGCCCUCAACUUAAAAACACGUUAAUCGGUGAAUUUACCGCCUUUUCGAACUUACUCAGCCAAGCUUCAUUGUGGCUUCUGUUAGCCAUCGCAAUACCGAUCAUUUCGUUUGCCAUCUCUCAACAGUGAAUGAAGAGCAUUAAGCACUUGCCAAAGGGUGUCCAUAGUUCACUGCGCUCAAGUGUCAUUCUUUUUGACUUGACAAGGGUUGUGGAAGAAUUGAUAUUUAAUAGUUUGGACGCUGGUGCAACAAAGAUAACUGUAUCUAUAGGUGUUGGGACAAGCUAUGUAAAAGUAGAGGAUGAUGGAUCUGGAAUUACUCGUGAUGGAUUGGUGCUGUUGGGAGAAAGAAAUGCGACAUCAAAGCUUCCCAGUUUGGCAGAAAUUGAUGUUUCUAUGGGAAGUUAUGGUUUUCAAGGAGAAGCAUUGGGAUCCCUAUCUGAUAUCUCCUUGUUAGAAAUCAUUACAAAGGCUCGUGGCAGGCCAAGUGGAUAUCGCAAGGUUAUAAAGGGAUGCAAGUGUUUGUAUCUUGGACUUGAUGAGAGCAGACAAGAUGUAGGUACAACAGUGAUUGUUCGUGAUUUAUUUUAUAACCAACCUGUUCGGAGAAAGUAUAUGCAUUCCAGCCCUAAGAAGGUCUUGCACUCAGUCAAAAAAUGUGUUUUGCGAAUUGCACUUGUGCACCCACAGGUUUUCUUCAAAGUCAUUGAUAUUGAGAGUGAGGAUGAGUUGCUCUGCACACAUUCUUCCUUGUCGCCAUUGUCAUUACUGUUGAACAGUUUUGGCUCUGAAAUUUCUAGCUGUCUACACAAACUGAAUUUUUCUCAGGGUGUAUUGAAGCUUUCUGGAUAUUUAUCCGGUCUUGGUGAGAUUUGCUCAACAAAGGCAUACCAGUAUGUCUACAUCAACUCACGGUUUAUUUGCAAGGGUCCAAUUCAUAAACUGCUUAAAGAUGUGGCAGAUUCUUAUAUGUGUCUGGAUCUGUGGAAAGGUAGUUCUGGGUCCCAAAAUGGGAAAAGAAAUAGGCCACAGACAUAUCCAACCUAUAUCCUAAAUUUUUGUUGUCCACGCUCCAGCUAUGACUUGACCUUUGAACCAUCAAAAACAUUUGUUGAAUUCAAGGACUGGGCUCCUAUACUUUCCUUUAUUGAACAAGCUGUCAGACAUUUUUGGAGUCAAAUCUCAGUACAAGGAGAAUACCAUAAUCAUAGUGAUGAAGUAUCAAGAAAAGACAAAAUGUGGAAGGCAGAAAAUGAUAUUAUCUUGCCAGCACCAGAUAUAUCAGCAUGCUCUGAAAUUGUGGAAAAGAAGUGCAAGGUCAAAUAUUAUCAUAAAUCUUUGAACCACAAUUGUUCCUCUAUGGAAUUUGCAUCUGAAGAGGCCAACUGUUAUGAACAGAAAAAACAUAAAAUGGCCUCCAAAAAAUUACAAAGAAAUACUGCAGAAGUCAAAGGACAAAAUGUAAAGGCAGAAUAUGUACCCUCAAGUUAUCAUUCUUUGCAGGACAUGGUUUCCAAUUCAUGUGAUCCUUCCAUAACCAAAUCUAUACCAGUAGUUAAUCAAGAGAAUGGUGAUGAUCUUUUAUGUGUAAAAUGUAAUGCUUUGACAGAAAGAUUGGCUGCUUCACAGACUGCCACAGAUGAUGUAAAAAAAUUUAUUUUAGGACAUAAGCAGGGAAAUGAAUCUCUCAAAGUUGAUGUCAUGGGUGAAGAAUCAACAAGAACCCUGUUAACAUGCAGUGAUUUUGAAUACAGAAAUGAUGUAGAAAGGGUUUCAUUUCCUUCAGGAUGCACCAGAGAUUUUGAGAAGUCCGUUUUGCUGCGUUGUCCAUCACUGCAAAGUGGACCUUAUGAUGCAUCACUGUCUGUGAAUCAUGAAGAAUUUGAAUUUCACAUGGAUGAACUCUGUUCCAAAAGAACAUUACCUGUUCUUCGAGACAUGAUUGCUGUUGUGGAUACUGAUGAUGGUAACGCGAGUUCUGAGUUCUUUGCAGAAGCUUCAUGGCGGGACAAUGCAAGUGAUUCUCCUCUCUCUUUUAAUAGUGUUACAAAAUGCAGCAUACAUACAGAACUAGAUGGCUUGUCAGGGAGCUUCAUGAAAUCACAUCCUUCUGAAAGGGAUUAUUUCACUGAACAGAGUAACUUCCAAAAUAAUACCCUUGCAAGGUUCAGGAAAAUAGGUUCCGGUCAUUGUUCAACAGAUUUUAAUUGGUAUUCUGAGUCCCCAUACUUGAAGAUCAGGAAUCCAUCAGAGAAUCUGGAACAUUUUAAUGAUAAAUAUGUUGCUGAACUCAAUUGCCGGUCCCGUGGAAGUGAUACUUCUUGGAAGUUUAGAGAAAGGAAAGACAAACUUGACUUUGGUUAUGAUACUAAUAAUGUCACUGGUGGAGAUUACCUUUCCUUGAACGCUGCAAAUACUGCAGUAAAUGAUCAAACAUUUCUCUGUCAUGAGCAAUGUUUAGAUGAUAUUAUCUUUGAACGAAGUGCUUGUUCUGAUAAAUUAACUAAUGGAAAGGAUUGGUUAUGCUUAGACUCUUUUGAUAUGGAAACAGCAGAUAGUUGUUCAGAACAAGUAUUUCACAUUCCUUCACCUAAUGAUUACAAUAGGGGAAACAAUCCAAGAAAUCACUUGGGGUCUAGAAGUCAUAUGUACUAUCAAGUUCUUAAGAAAAGAUCAAAGAGAAGCCUUUCAGCCCCACCAUUUUAUAAAGGCAAGAAAAAGUUACAUUCUAUACAAAACAAAUUGAGAACCACUGCAGGAGAAGGUGAAGAACAGAUCAUCCAUAAGGCCUCUACUUUACCAGAAAGAAAGCAAUUUGAGCAUCCAUCGCAUUCUUGCCAUAUGUCUCACCAAUAUUUUGAACAGAAUCUAGUUGAUGAUUCAUUGUACUUUUCAAGAACUCACAUGGAGGAUAGGCCACAUGACAGACAGUAUAUGAUUGAUGUCCAAGAGAGUGAUGACUUCAGGAAACCUAAAUAUUUUGAGAUGUACAAUACAGAUUUAGUCGAAGACUUCAAUCCUGUUGAUAUGGAAGAUCCAAAACUUUCCUGGGUCAAGUGGCAAGAUGGCAAUUCACAGGCUCCAGAUGAUGAUGCGCCAGAGAAACUGCAUGAUCCAAAUGAUAUACUUGAUAUCUUGUCUGGGAUCUUGCACCUUACUGGUGAUUCUUUAGUUCCCAAAUCUAUCAAUAAAGAUUGCCUUGAAGAUGCCAGGGUUCUCCUACAACUGGACAAAAAAUUUAUCCCUGUCAUAGCAGGUGGAACACUAGCUAUCAUUGACCAGCAUGCUGCAGAUGAAAGGAUCCGACUAGAAGAACUGCGUCGGAAGGUAUUGUCUGGUGAAGGAAGAACAGUUGCUUAUCUGGAUUCUGAGCAAGAGUUGGUGCUACCUGAGAUUGGAUAUCAGCUACUGCACAACUACACAGAACAGAUAAAUAAUUGGGGUUGGAUUUACAAUAAUCAGGUUUCCGGGUCCUUCACCAAGAACUUGAAUGUGCUAAAUAGGCGGACUGCUACUGUCACACUUAUUGCGGUACCUUGCAUUUUAGGUGUCAAGUUGUCUGACAAAGACCUUGUAGAAUUUCUUGAACAGCUUGCUGAGACAGAUGGAUCAUCAGCUAUGCCACCAUCUGUUCUUCGAAUCCUUUGUUUUAAAGCAUGCAGAGGUGCAAUCAUGUUCGGGGACUCAUUGCUACCUUCAGAGUGUUCAUUAAUUGUUGAAGAACUAAAGCAGACUUCGUUAUGCUUUCAGUGCGCUCAUGGGCGGCCAACUACUGCUCCUCUCGUCAACUUGGAGACAUUGCAUAAGCAGAUUUCCCAGCUUCAGUUGUUUCAUGGGGGUUCAAAUGAGCAGUGGCAUGGGUUGCAACGGCAUCAACCAAGCCUAGAACGUGCAUCACAGCGUUUAAACUCAACCAGAGAUAAUUUUGGGUGAAGAAAUUUUCCCUCCAAAUAAAAAUAGGUUUAGCAAUCUCAAGUUGUAUGCUUUUAUUGAUUUUUAAAUGCAGUAUAGUUUUCUUUUCUUUUUUGAUGUUGCAUGUAUAUAGUUGUUGGUUUGGAAUUAAUAAUAUAAUAGCGGUUUGACCACCACGUGUCUA
This is a messenger RNA of Nelumbo nucifera (sacred lotus), 4099 nucleotides long. It is a transcript of the gene MLH3, whose product is annotated as MUTL protein homolog 3. Lineage: Eukaryota; Viridiplantae; Streptophyta; Magnoliopsida; Proteales; Nelumbonaceae. The record is from RefSeq and is a predicted model, not a curated record. Gene Ontology annotation, molecular function: ATP-dependent DNA damage sensor activity; ATP hydrolysis activity; mismatched DNA binding. Gene Ontology annotation, biological process: mismatch repair. Gene Ontology annotation, cellular component: mismatch repair complex.